AUGAGUGUUGUUGGGUUUGAUUUUGGCAACGAGAACUGCAUUGUUGCUGUUGCAAGGCAGAGAGGAAUUGAUGUUGUUCUUAAUGAUGAAUCAAAGCGUGAAACUCCAGCUAUUGUAUGCUUUGGUGAGAAGCAGAGAUUCAUUGGUACUGCAGGGGCAGCAUCUUCUACAAUGAACCCUAAAAAUUCAAUUUCUCAGAUAAAGCGGUUGAUUGGUCGUCAGUUCUCAGAUCCUGAGUUGCAAAGGGAUCUCAAGUCACUGCCCUUCAAUGUCACUGAGGGUCCUGAUGGAUAUCCUUUGAUUCAUGCUCAUUAUCUAGGUGAUAUGAGAACUUUUACCCCAACUCAGUUGUUGGGGAUGCUUUUGUCUAAUUUGAAAAGCAUAGCUGAGAAGAACUUAAAUGCAGCAGUGGUGGAUUGCUGCAUUGGGAUUCCUGUAUAUUUCACUGAUCUUCAAAGAAGGGCAGUUUUAGACGCAGCCACAAUUGCAGGCUUGCACCCUCUUCGCUUGAUUCAUGAAACUACUGCAACUGCAUUGGCUUAUGGUAUCUACAAGACCGAUUUACCUGAAAAUGACCAAUUAAAUGUUGCCUUUGUUGAUAUUGGACAUGCGAGCAUGCAAGUUUGUAUUGCUGGAUUCAAGAAGGGCCAACUCAAGGUUUUGGCUCAUUCAUUUAACCGCUCUUUGGGUGGUAGAGAUUUUGAUGAAGUUUUAUUUCAUCACUUUGCUGCAAAAUUUAAAGAGGAAUACAAGAUUGAUGUAUUCCAGAAUGCAAGAGCUUGUACUAGGCUUCGAGCUGCUUGUGAGAAGCUGAAGAAGGUACUGAGUGCCAAUCCUGAAGCACCUUUGAAUAUUGAGUGCCUUAUGGAUGAGAAAGAUGUUAGGGGUUUCAUUAAGAGAGAGGAGCUUGAGCAGAUCAGUGUUCCGAUUUUGCAACGUGUGAAGAGACCAUUAGAGAAGGCUCUUGCUGAUGCCGGACUUGCAGUUGAGGAAGUUCACAUGGUUGAGAUCAUUGGUUCAGCCUCUCGUGUUCCUUCUAUGUUAAAAAUUCUCACUGAGUUCUUUGGUAAAGAACCAAGACGCACAAUGAAUGCUAGUGAAUGUGUUGCCAGAGGAUGUGCUUUGCAAUGUGCAAUUCUCAGUCCCACAUUCAAAGUUCGGGAAUUUCAGGUCAAUGAGAGCUUCCCUUUCCCAAUUUCGCUAUCAUGGAAAGGAUCUGCAGCUGAUGCUCAGAACGGAGGAGCUGAACAACAACAAUUGGUUUUCCCAAAAGGAAAUCCGAUACCCAGUGUCAAGGCUGUGACAUUCCAUAAGACAAGUACUUUUGGCAUUGAUGUACAAUAUUCUGAUGGAAGUGAUUUGCAGGUCCCACCAAAGAUCAGUACUUACACGAUUGGUCCUUUCCCAACAAUAAGAAGUGAUCGACCUAAGUUGAAGGUCAAAGCUAGAAUGAAUUUGCAUGGGAUUGUAUCCCUUGAAUCGGCAACACUCUUGGAAGAGGAGGACGUUGAAGUCCCAGUUCCAGUUUCAAAAGAGCCGGGUAAAGAAGAUGCUAAGAUGGAAACUGAUUACGCACCUAAAGAUACUGCUGCCCCCAGUGCCAAUGAGACGGAUGUUAACAUGCAAGACGCCAAGGGUACAGCUGAUGCAGCUGGGGUUGAAAAUGGUGUUCAUGAGUCUGGGGACAAGUCUUCACAAAUGGAAACUGAUACCAAAAUUGAGGCUCCCAAGAAAAAGGUGAAGAAAACAAAUGUCCCAGUGGCGGAGUUGGUGUAUGGUGCAAUGUUGCCUGCAGAUGUUCAAAAAGCAGUAGAGAAGGAGUUUGAAAUGGCUUUGCAAGAUAGGGUUAUGGAAGAAACAAAGGAUAAAAAGAAUGCUGUCGAGGCUUAUGUGUAUGAUAUGAGGAAUAAGCUUAGUGACAAAUACCAUGAUUUUGUCACUGCUCUGGACAAGGAAGAGUUCAUUACUAAGCUUCAGGAAACAGAGGAUUGGCUAUAUGAAGAUGGAGAGGAUGAAACGAAGGGUGUCUAUGUUGCCAAGCUUGAAGAGCUUAAGAAGCAAGGGGAUCCCAUUGAAGAGCGUUACAAAGAAUAUGCUGAGAGGGGAUCUGUCAUUGAUCAGCUUGCUUACUGUAUUAACAGUUACAGAGAGGCGGCCAUGUCAAGUGAUCCCAAGUUCGAUCACAUUGAACUUGAAGAGAAGCAAAAGGUUAUUAUUGAGUGUGCGGAAGCUGAGGCCUGGCUAAGAGAGAAAAAACAGCAGCAGGAUCAACUUCCCAAGAAUGCCACUCCGGUUCUUUUGUCAGCCGAUGCGAGAAAGAAAGGUGAAGCACUAGACAGGUUUUGCAGACCAAUAAUGACUAAACCCAAACCGGCUAAACCAGUCUCGCCUGAAACACUACCAACCACACCUCAGGGAAGUGAGGCUCAGUCAGAGGGUACAGAUGGCACAGAUGCCAACGUGAAUGCAAGUCAUAAUCCCAAUGUGAACCCGAGUGAGAGUACAGCAGCAGGCGGUGGUGAGGCACCUCCAGCUUCUUCAGAACCAAUGGAAACUGACAAAUCGGAGACUACUUCUAGCGCUGCCUAAAUUAUUGUGCCGACUGUCUUGUGAUGAUUUAUGUACGCGGCCAAAAUAUAUGGUAUAACGAAUAUUUUGGAAGACCCUUGACACCAUUUCUUGGGUAGGCUGAUGGAGAAGUCUGCGUUGUUUGGAUCAUCUUUUUCGUUUUGUCAAGCCUUCUCUUUGCAAAGUCGCGGAGAUUUGUUGUUAUUUAAGAGUGGGUCUUCAGAAUCGGGGUUUUUAAGGAAACUGCUAAUUAGUCUUCCUUGCUAAUAUCUUAAUAUUAGUGAGAGGCUAAAUUUUACACUUUUAAGCGG
Molecule: messenger RNA, 2879 nt
Organism: Hibiscus syriacus
Lineage: Eukaryota; Viridiplantae; Streptophyta; Magnoliopsida; Malvales; Malvaceae
Product: heat shock 70 kDa protein 15-like
Exons: 9
Coding region: 1-2589 (862 amino acids)
Biological process (GO): protein folding
Cellular component (GO): nucleus; cytosol
Molecular function (GO): ATP-dependent protein folding chaperone; ATP binding
Source: RefSeq, a predicted model, not a curated record